AUGGAGGAAGAGGGCUUGAACAAUAUGAUGAAGUAUGGGAUUCUUGGAUGGACUCCGGUUUCCCGCCACACUUGUAAAAAAGAUUGUAUGAAGGUAUAUGAAAGUGAGAAGGCCAAAUUGAAGACUUUGUUGAAGAUUGUGACAAAAAUCAGUUUGACUACAGACUUAUGGAAUUCAGGGAAUCAAAAGAUGGAGUACAUGGUGUUGACCGGGCAUUGGAUAGAUAGUAGUUGGAGGUUGAAUAGACGUAUCCUCAACUUUGUUCAUCUACCUCCUCCCCGGACUGGUAUUGCGAUUAUGGAUGGCAUUUUCACAUGCCUAAUGGGAUGGGGAAUUGAAAAUAACGUAUAUACUAUUUCUGUGGAUAAUGUUUUAAGUAAUGAUGUUGCGAUGAAGGUUUUGAAGGAAAAUUUUAAAGUUUCGGGGAAACUCCUUUGUGGAGGUAAACUGUUUCAUGUGAGAUGUUGCGCACACAUCUUGAACCUGAUUGUUCAAGAUGGACUUCAUCAAAUUAGGCACAUCAUUGACGACAUCUAUGAGAGUGUGUUGUAUAUCAACAGUUCCGAAAGCAGACUCAAGGUAUUUUCUAAGAUUGUUCAACAACUUAAAUUGCCGUAUCGGAAACUUAUUCUUCAUUGUAAAAUAAGGUGGAAUUCUACCUAUGAAAUGUUGGCAAUAGCAAUUAAGUUCAAAAAGGUUUCUCCAAGAGUGAAAGAGAGGGAUAUCAAUUAUCAUAAUAAUCUGAGUGACGAGGAUUGGGAAAAAGUGGAGAAAGUUUGUGAAGUUUUGAAAGUAUUCAGUGGUUCAACCAAACUCAUUUCAGGAAGUGAUAAUCCAACAUCUAAUUUAUUCUUGAAGGAGGUGUGUGCAGUGAAAUGUAUGUCGGAUAGUAAAAGUGAACCUGAAGAUGAUUUCAUUAAAGUAAUGGUUAGGAAAAUGAAACAGAAGUUUGAUAAAUAUUGGGGGAAUGUAAUAUGUUGA
This is a messenger RNA of Pistacia vera, 981 nucleotides long. RefSeq names its product zinc finger BED domain-containing protein RICESLEEPER 2-like. Gene Ontology annotation, molecular function: DNA binding. The coding region runs from base 1 to 981 and encodes 326 amino acids. The transcript has a single exon. The record is from RefSeq and is a predicted model, not a curated record. NCBI's taxonomy places the organism in Eukaryota, Viridiplantae, Streptophyta, Magnoliopsida, Sapindales, Anacardiaceae.